AACUUAUCAGCUUGUUCUUCUCUAACCAAGAAGAGAAGACAAAACAAAACAAAGCGUCUGUAAUAAUCUGUAACCCCUUCCUGCUGAGCGAUGAAUAUGGCGGUGGCGGGAGAAGCGGAUGCUAUCACGAUCAUCGCUGAUAAAAGCCAAAUCACAACCGUCAAUGCGACCACGGAUUCCGAUGAUGAUAAGGUUAGCAGCAUCAGCCAAAUGGAUUCCGAUGAUGAUAAGGUUAGCGGCAACAACAAGUAUAUACAUGAUGAUCUUUCAUUCUACAUUCUUUCGAAAUUACCAAUCAAAUCAUUGAAGCGUUUUGGAUGUGUAAGAAAAUCAUGGUCCAUUUUAUUUGAAAACCCUAAUUUCAUGACAAUGUUUCGUAAACAUUUCAUCAUAUCUAGUAACAAUGAUGAUGAUGAUGAUUCCGGUCAUACAUUUCUCCUCAUACAUCAUCCUGAAAUGGAUCUCUAUCGCGCACAAUUGCAUUUGCUCCCUCGUGAUCAAACUUUCAAGAAUACACUCAAAUUAAAUUUGCCACCUCCAUUUCAUGAUGAUGACGUUAAUAUUAAUAUUUUGUGCUCCACUAGUGUUAACGGCAUUUUUUGUCUCAAUCAGUAUUAUCGAGGAGGAGAUGCAAAUAAGGUCCGAUUUGUAUUGUGGAAUCCGGCUACCAAUGAAUUUGUGGUCCUUCCUCCUAGCCCUGAUGAGUCGGAACCACGACCACCUGACCUGUCCUCUUAUCAUUCUUUUCAUGGGUUUGGUUAUGACAAAGUUAGAGAUGACAUUAAGGUGUUUCAGUAUGUAAAACUUGAUUACUAUGAUUAUAACAAUUGCCCACCAAUAAUUUUCGACCCUAUGUUUGUGAUAUAUAGUCUAAGAACUAACUCUUGGAGGAUAAUCGACAUUGAUAUGCCUUAUUGGCUUUGUAGUAGUGCAUACCAAGGACUUGAAGUGUACUCGGAUGGAAUGUGUCAUUGGGUAGCAUCACACCUUACUGGUGAAAAGUGUUUACUUUCAUUUGACUUGAGUGAGGAGGUGUUCUUUAUAACACCCAUGGAUGAAAAUUCUGAUUUUUCACACUCUACAAGAUAUCACUUGGUGGUUUUAAAUGGGUCAAUUGCUUUGAUCUCAAAUCAUGAAAGCGCCGAUACUAUUUUCCAAAUAUCAAUCUUGGGUGAACUCCGUGUGAGGGAAUCAUGGAUCAAACUCUUUAUUAUUGGCCCCAUACCUUCCUUUGACUGGAGACCAAUUGGAGUUGGAAAGGAGGGAUAUAUUUUCUUUAGAAAAAAAGAUGAUGAACUAGCAUGGGUUGAUUUGAGCACUCAAAUAGUUGAGGAGAUCGGUGUUAAAGGAGAGGAAAUGAAUUGUAAUAUUGGAACUUACAAGGAAAGCCUUCUUCCAAUUGAAGGUUUAAAUAAUUAGUUGUUUUUUUUGUUUUAGCCCAAAGUGAUGUCAAAGACACUAGUGACUUCAAGCUUGAAAUACACUGUUGUUCCAUCUCCACAUCAGAUGAAAUCCAUUGCAGAAUGGUUGAAAUCAGGCCCAUAUUUCCAAGAAUAAGUUCAGGUUUCUUGAUGGUUUUCUCCCUGCUCCGACAAAUUUGAUCUGAGCUAUAAUGACUCUCAAUAAUCUAGCUAUCACAUUUUUGGAUCUUGAACUCUGCAAGUCCUCCAUCGCCAACACCAUUCCAAGGUUUGGUGAAUUCGAAGAGAAAUGUUUGCAGCAAGAAGUUUAUCCAUUCAAGCAAGGUAUAUUAGUUCUGUAACAACCCACUUGUUUUUUAUUAUACUUCAAAGGCAUAAAUACCCAACUUUGCUUAUCAAUUUUUUAUUGCCUAGGUACUUGGAUCAAUAUAAUUUAAUUGCUAUUAGUAUUACUACUAUCAUAUUAAAUAAUAAUAUCUCUCAUGAUAUUUUUUUUCAAGAGUUGUUGAUACUAAUACUAUGCUAGUGUGUGUGUGUGUGUCUUUGUGAUGGAAUCGGAGAGUAUCGAAUAUGAGACAAGGGAAAAUGAAGUAUUAAUGCAUCAUAGACAAAAUAUAUUAAUUAAUAUAGUUGAAAGCAAUUGUCAAAUGAGUAAAAUGCAAGAAAUGAAAUUAAUACACAUCAAGUCCCCUAAUUAUAAUUAACAUAAUGUUCAUAAAUAUCUAGCUCUAUUUCAAGUUUUAGAUGGAUCGAUGCUUGGUAGAAGAACUGGGUCUGGAACAAGAGCUGCAUUAACUAUACACACGCGCGCGCACACACACACACAUACACACAGGCAUGAUGAAAUUUGCCAGUUAACUAAUGAUACUACCUCUGCUUGGAAUUGCAUAUUUCCUUGAGCUGAUUUGGAAGAUAACAUUUUGACAGCUACCUCCGUCUCAUGAUCAAUCCAGCCAUGAUAGACUGUUCCAGAUGCUCCUUUCCCCACAACCUUUUCAAAGUUUCUGGUAAUGCUUAAUACUUCUUCAUAAGUGAAUUCUUGUUUCUUUGACUCUAGUUCCUGCUUUAUUCUUGAAUAACCACCCAGCUUGCUCACAUUAUGGGAAAGUGAGAAAAACCAAACACAGUUAGUAUCCAAAUAGAAGAAAAAGUAUCACUCGUUUAUAGUGGGAAAAUUUUAUACAUAGACAUAGACGUUGUUUGGCUUUCGCAACAUCAAUAGAAUAAAAACAUGUACCUUGGUGUCUCUUGUAGUAUAAGCGAAAAGAAAUCGUUGCUACUGCUAGCAUCAUGAAAGCACCACCAAGUGAUGCUACUAAUGGAACUACAACCUUAUUGAUCUUGUUACAUGAACCUGAGGAGCAAAGAUUUGGAUUUCCACCAAAACUUGUAUUUACAGUAACAAAUAAUAAUGUUAUUUAUGUGACGUAGUCUACACCACAUAUUUCUUAAAAUAUAAAUAAGAGAUAAAUCACUAUUAGCUAGCUCAUGAAAUGGAACAUACUUGAAUUUGAGCGUACUAUUCUCGGAAUGCGCAAGGAGUUGUAUUGGAAUUGCUCCUGAUAAUUGAUUUCCUUCAAGGUUUCUUCAAACAUUAAACAUUAACAUUAAUUGAAAAUCAAGUCCACCUAGCAUCAUGAAAGCUUCACCAUUCUAUAGAAUUUACCGAGAUGAAGAUAGUUUACUUACAAAACUCGCAAGAAGCGCAUCUGAGAUAGGAAAUCAGGCACAGCUCCAGUCAAACUGUUAUUCGACAAAUCUCUAAAAUUGAAAGCAAACUAUUUUUACUCAACUUUAGGAACAAGUUUCAUUUUUGUGAUCAACUAUAUAUUGACUGUGCUAUUGACCUCAGAUUGGAUAUUGCUGGAGCUAUAUUUCCAAUUAAACCACUAGAAGUUAAGUUCCUAAACACAUGAUUAUCAAGUUCAUUAAUAUGAUUGAAGACUAGAGGAUUAUCAUCAGCAUAUGUAGAAGUAUACGACGUAACGUACAAGUAUACGAUCCUUGGUGAACUAGAUCCAGCAUAUGUACAAGUAUACGACGUAACGUACAAGUAUACGAAGUAACAUUAUCUUUUCUUGACUUCAAAAUUGAAUUUAAACAAAAUCCCCAAAUGGCAUGGAAUUCCCCAGAUCUCAGUCAAAUUGAAGUCCCUUAUCCUCACUUUUCCAGCUAACCCACUGUUCCACUAUUCUUCCAUAUUUCCAUCGUGUAAUACUAUUCCUUUGUCUUUUA
Molecule: messenger RNA, 3656 nt
Organism: Trifolium pratense (red clover)
Lineage: Eukaryota; Viridiplantae; Streptophyta; Magnoliopsida; Fabales; Fabaceae
Product: F-box protein CPR1-like
Exons: 2
Coding region: 91-1419 (442 amino acids)
Molecular function (GO): protein binding
Source: RefSeq, a predicted model, not a curated record